Schistocerca cancellata (South American locust) is the source of this 756-nucleotide messenger RNA. Its product is annotated as germ cell nuclear acidic protein-like. NCBI's taxonomy places the organism in Eukaryota, Metazoa, Arthropoda, Insecta, Orthoptera, Acrididae. The record is from RefSeq and is a predicted model, not a curated record. The transcript is spliced from 2 exons. Bases 1 to 756 code for a protein of 251 amino acids.
AUGUCACAUCUUCAACAACUUACGAUAUAUGACGACGACGGUAAUGACGACGACGGUAAUGACGACGACGGUAAUGACGACGACGGUAAUGACGACGACGGUAAUGACGACGACGGUAAUGACGACGACGGUAAUGACGACGACGGUAAUGACGACGACGGUAAUGACGACGACGGUAAUGACGACGACGGUAAUGACGACGACGGUAAUGACGACGACGGUAAUGACGACGACGGUAAUGACGACGACGGUAAUGACGACGACGGUAAUGACGACGACGGUAAUGACGACGACGGUAAUGACGACGACGGUAAUGACGACGACGGUAAUGACGACGACGGUAAUGACGACGACGGUAAUGACGACGACGGUAAUGACGACGACGGUAAUGACGACGACGGUAAUGACGACGACGGUAAUGACGACGACGGUAAUGACGACGACGGUAAUGACGACGACGGUAAUGACGACGACGGUAAUGACGACGACGGUAAUGACGACGACGGUAAUGACGACGACGGUAAUGACGACGACGGUAAUGACGACGACGGUAAUGACGACGACGGUAAUGACGACGACGGUAAUGACGACGACGGUAAUGACGACGACGGUAAUGACGACGACGGUAAUGACGACGACGGUAAUGACGACGACGGUAAUGACGACGACGGUAAUGACGACGACGGUAAUGACGACGACGGUAAUGACGACGACGGUAAUGACGACGACGGUAAUGACGACGACGGAGACUACUGA